Molecule: messenger RNA, 1749 nt
Organism: Fonsecaea pedrosoi CBS 271.37
Lineage: Eukaryota; Fungi; Ascomycota; Eurotiomycetes; Chaetothyriales; Herpotrichiellaceae
Exons: 1
Coding region: 1-1749 (582 amino acids)
Cellular component (GO): membrane
Source: RefSeq, a predicted model, not a curated record
AUGUCCUUGAACAGUCCGUCUAUCCACGAUGGAUACAAUCCAGCGUCACCUUCUUCCAGCGACACCACUGUCGUAGCCUCUCCUUCGUCGUCCAAGUCGAUUCCUCCUCUACAAGCCCCUGUGACGGGCUCUAGAUCCUCUUACCUUGACAUCCCAUCCUUUCGGCCUUCGCUUGACAGCAUAUAUUCAGAGCUCUCGGAGCUCUCAUUCCACUCCAAUGAACUGCAGGCCGUCCACCCUCUCGUCCGCAGUAUAUCUCAAGAUGGGGCCCUCUCCACGUCGGCCGAACCUCCUCCUCCACAGUCCCGGUUCAGAGCAGCCUGGGAGUCCUUCUACAUUACCAACUAUGGUGCCAUGUUGGUCCUUGCAUCCCAAGCAUUCGGUGUCGGCAUGAACAUCAGCACUCGACUCCUGGAGACGCCAGGCUCACAUGGCGAACCAAUGCAUCCGUUCCAGAUCCUUUUCGCUCGACAGUCCAUCACCGCCCUCAUCUGCACCACGUACGGUAUCUACUUCAAGACAACUCCAUAUUUUCCCUUUGGGCCGCGUGGUGUUCGCUGGCUACUUGUCUUACGGGGCAUUGCUGGGUUCUUCGGAGUAUUUGGAUUAUACUUUAGCCUGUUAUACUUGCCGCUGAGCGAGGCAACGGUGCUGGGCUUUUUAUCGCCGAUCCUUACCUGCUACCUCUGCAGUUUCAUCAUGCCUGGGGAAGUCUUCAGCGCGCAGCAGCAGAUUGCCGGCUUCGUCAGCCUUAUUGGUGUCUUGUUCAUUGCCCGACCAGCCUCUCUCCUCUCUUUGACCUCGACCUCGGCCCAACCGUCCGACGCCAUGGUAAGUCCUCCAGCCAACUCUACUGUGACUGCUGAGACUGCUCAACACAUCACUGCCGAACAACAUCUCGCAGCAGUGGGCAUUGCAAUGAUCGGCGUGGUUGGUGGCACCGGUGCACUCACCGCGAUACGUGUAAUUGGUACCAGGGCUCACGCCUUCAUCAGUAUCAAUUACUUCAGCGUGUGGUGUAGUAUUGUCUCGCUGACAUGCCUCGUCAUCUUCCCUGACGUCAAGUUCCGGCUACCGGGCAACCUCACCGAGUGGAGUCUGCUCGCCAGCCUGGGUCUGUGCGGGUUUGUCAUGCAGUUUCUUCUGACCGCCGGCCUAGCAUAUGGUGGGCCGUGUGAACCGUCCAGCCAGGGUGGGAACAAAACUCAACCUACACAGAAGAUUAGGGAUGUCGAGAGCGCCGGGAUCCAUCUGGAAAAUCCCAGCGGUAGCGGGAACGGUAAAAACUAUUCGUCCAAGCCAAGGCCGAAACCAUCAGGGACUCGUGCAACAGCCAUGUGCUACACGCAGAUGCUCUUUGCGCUGGCAGGCGAUAAAUUGGUCUUUGGCAUCACGCCGGAUACAAUGAGCUGGAUUGGUAGCGUGUUGAUUCUGGCGGGAGCAGUGUGGGUAGCUGCCGCCAGGGACUCGGCUUCUAAGGUGAAGUCGAAUGACACUCGUGCCGGGGCUACGAGCACAUCAUCUGGAUUGGAAGUGCUGCGAGAACACGCACGGGCUAAAGUGGGGGCUACUCAUGAAGAAGCCAUUGGGUUAAUGAGUGGGCACCAGGACGGGGAUGUGAGAGAUGACGAUUCUUAUGAUGAUGACGACGAUAACGACACCAUUGACGCUGAACGACAGCAUGAACACGGCAAGGCUCUUGAGAGCCUGGAAAUGCAUGAGAUACGCCGGGACACGGCUACGAGCUGA